AUGGCGAUAACGAGAGAAAUGAGUUUAUGGAGAAUGAUAUUUGUGAUAUCUAUUUACACUUUACAUGUUUCAGCCCAAUAUUUUAAGCUUCGCGGAGCCACACCUUACAGUAGUGUUGGGUCACAGUAUACGAUGUAUUGCAACAUGGAAAGGGGAGGGUACCCUUCAGCGGCAUAUAGGGUACUGUUCAGAAGGGGCGACGAGGAAAUGUGUAGUUUAAACGUCAAGCCAUGUGCUGGAAUAGAGUCUACGGUGUCAGAUUAUUUCUGUUCCUGUUACCAUGGUAAUAAUACCGUCAUGUAUCUGACCAUCCGUGACGUCACAGCAGACGACGAAGCUGAUUGGACGUGUGGUUUAGAAAGAUAUAACCUCAAAAGUGACAAAUUUUCACUUCCGCUUUACUACGGUCCAGGAGACAGUAUAAGCAUUACGCCUCAUACUAUUGAAAAACAUACAGUGAAUGAAGGGAAUUCCUUGGCACCGAUAACCUGUACCGCCCAGUGUAAACCAGAGUGUCAUCUCAAUUGGCGUAAACUUAGGGGUUCCGGUGAUAUCGUAGAUGAUGACGCAACACUCAUUUCUAACGACUCCGUCCUAUAUAUUACCGACGUGUCCAAGUCGGAUGAAGGUCGUUACGUAUGUCAAGCGUCCAAUAUAAUAGACAAGAAUAGUUCCGUUGUGUUUGUACAUGUAAAUGCUAAGCAAGUAUCUACGGGCGAAGAAUCAAGAUUAAGUUUUGGUGUUGGUGUGGGGGUAGGAAUUGUGGUCUGUGCUGUUGUCAUGGUAACUGGUAUGGCUAUUGGAAUCUUCGUUUAUUCAAAAGUUAAAAGUCAUAAUCAAGGUCGAGAAAAUACACGUACAGAAUCUGUUACUAGUUCAAUGGUACCAAUUUACGACGAACCUCACCAACCAAAUAUAUUCAGACCUAGAAAACAAGACUAUAGAAUUAUCAACCAGCCUCAACUUCCAGCUUAUGAGGACCAUAGUUUUGAUUUGUCUCCUUUAUGA
Molecule: messenger RNA, 1008 nt
Organism: Lottia gigantea (owl limpet)
Lineage: Eukaryota; Metazoa; Mollusca; Gastropoda; Lottiidae
Exons: 6
Coding region: 1-1008 (335 amino acids)
Biological process (GO): heterophilic cell-cell adhesion
Cellular component (GO): cell surface
Source: RefSeq, a predicted model, not a curated record